CUCUCAUAAUCCCAGAGUUUUGCGUGCUGAGCGGUUGUCUUGGCACUAGCGAUCGAAAAUGUGGUUCGUGUUGUAUUUUGUUCUGGCCCUGCCUGUGCUCGUGGUCGCCUAUCUGGAGCUCAGCACAUUCCGCCGGAAAAAAGUGUUAAACAAGUUCAAAGGCCCCAGCGGCCUACCCCUCGUGGGAAAUGCUCAUCAAAUGGGCAAGAAUCCAACAGAAAUUCUUGACCAGGUAUUCUCCUGGUGGCAUCAGUUUGGCAAGGACAACUAUGUUUUCUGGAUCGGAACAUACUCAAAUGUGUUGGUCACUAGUUCCAAGUAUCUCGAGUUUAUACUUAGCAGUCAGACGCUGAUCACAAAGUCCGACAUUUACGAAUUAACGCAUCCCUGGCUGGGACUGGGACUUCUGACCAGUACUGGCAGUAAAUGGCACAAGCACCGCAAGAUGAUCACUCCGGCCUUCCACUUCAACAUCCUGCAGGAUUUCCACGAGGUGAUGAACGAGAACUCCAGCAAGUUUAUCAAGCACUUGAAGAAAGUUGCCGCCGGGGACAGUAUCUUCGACUUCCAGGACCAGGCCCACUAUCUGACCCUGGACGUUAUUUGCGACACAGCCAUGGGAGUGUCCAUCAAUGCCAUGGAAAACCGGAGCUCCUCCAUUGUGCAGGCCUUUAAAGACAUGUGCUACAACAUCAACAUGAGAGCCUUCCAUCCUCUGAAGCGUAAUGAGACGCUGUAUCGAUUGGCUCCUGAUUACCCGGCCUACAGUAGGACUCUGAAGACCCUGCAGGACUUCACCAAUGAGAUCAUCGAUAAGCGCAUUGCAGCCCACAAAUCUGGAUCAGUUUCGACAAGCCAGGGAGAUGAGUUCACUCGCAAGAAAAUGGCCUUUUUGGACACUCUGCUAUCGUCCACCAUCGACGGUCGUCCCCUGAAUUCUAAGGAGCUGUACGAAGAGGUCUCCACCUUCAUGUUCGAGGGACACGAUACCACCACCUCGGGUGUGUCAUUCGCUGUCUAUUUGCUCUCCAGACAUCAAGACGAACAGCGCAAACUAUUUGAGGAGCAAUGCGAGGUAAUGGGUGGCACUGGAUUGGAUCGGGAUGCCACUUUCCAGGAAAUAUCCCAAAUGAAAUACUUGGAUUUGUACAUCAAGGAAGCGCAGCGUAUUUAUCCCAGUGUGCCCUUCAUUGGACGAUAUACAGAUAAAGACUAUGUGAUUGAUGGUGAUCUCGUACCGAAGGGUACCACACUCAACUUGGGUAUCGUGAUGCUGGGAUACAAUGAAAAAGUGUUCAAGGAUCCCCACAAAUUCCGUCCCGAGCGCUUUGAGCUCGAGAAACCAGGGCCCUUCGAGUAUGUGCCCUUCAGUGCUGGUCCGCGAAACUGCAUUGGACAGAAGUUCGCUCUGCUGGAGAUCAAGACCGUGGUUUCCAAGAUCAUUCGCAACUUCGAGGUGCUUCCAGCCGUGGAUGAGCUUGUUUCCAAGGACGGUUACAUCAAUACCACCUUGGGACUACCUCCUGCUGAGAGGAAGAAGCGCGAUGUCCAUCGCCACAAAUACGAUCCCAUUCUUUCCGCUGUAAUGACCCUAAAAUCCGAAAAUGGGCUCCAUAUUCGACUGAAGGAGAGACACUAAAGCCCCAUUUAGUUGAUCUCGGGGAGAGCAUUGCUCAUCUCUUUGUUAAGUUUGGUGCUUGAAAAAUGUUUAACUUUUUUAGUAUUUGAUUCUGAUUUCCCCACAGAAAUAAUUAUUAAGACACUGUUAAUUAGGGGAAGUAGAACAAAUAAACAAAUUAAAAACAAA
This is a messenger RNA of Drosophila suzukii, 1807 nucleotides long. It is a transcript of the gene Cyp4e2, whose product is annotated as Cytochrome P450 4e2. The record is from RefSeq and is a predicted model, not a curated record. Gene Ontology annotation, molecular function: iron ion binding; oxidoreductase activity, acting on paired donors, with incorporation or reduction of molecular oxygen; heme binding. NCBI's taxonomy places the organism in Eukaryota, Metazoa, Arthropoda, Insecta, Diptera, Drosophilidae.